AUGAACGACCCCGGGCUCGAUGAGCCGGCGCAAGAAGCCGCCCAGGAUGUCGAAAAUAAAAUACAGGCCGAAGAUGAGCAAGCUGAACGCGAGGAACGGGAGUAUCUUGAUCCAAUAAACAGUCGAUGGUGGUUUGCAUCUACAGCAAGUCCACUCAUAGCGGGAACCUUUGGUCCAAUUGCAAACGGCAUGUCCAUCUGCGCCCUGGUUGAAAAGUGGCGCGUAUACAUCCCACCUGGCAGCGACGAGGCCCACGGAACCAAAAUCGCAGAUCCGAAAUGGCUCAUUGCGGUGAACUCGGUAUCCCUCGUUUUUGCCCUAUCGGCAAAUGCUAGUCUACUGCUCAACAUGUCGAGAAGACUCAAAUUCGCUAUUGCGCAACCCAUUACCAUCAUUGGGUUUUACAUGGCUAGCUUCCUGCUCAUAGCGCUGGUUGGAGUGGCUUCGUCGUCGGUCUUUCGUAUUCAGCCUAUGCAACAACAUGCGCUGAGUCAGGCUUUUUACUAUGCGAUUAUGGCGGCUGGAGUUUACUUUAUCAUCGCGUCUUUGAUGAUGUUUACGGCUUUUGGAGCGUACACUGGGCAUUAUGAUCGCGAGUUCCGGCUCACAGCUAGUCAGCGGACGCUGAUGCUACAGACCAUUGCCUUUGUGUGUUAUCUCCUCAUAGGAGCUCUAAUAUUUUCUUACGUGGAAAACUGGGCGUUUUUGGACGCAGUCUUCUGGGCUAAUUUCACACUGCUUACUAUGGGAUUCGGCGGAGAGUUUGUGCCAAAAACGCACACGGGCCGCUCUUUGUUGAUUCCAUACGCCAUUGGAGGGCUAGUAACGGUCGGUCUGGUAAUCGGAUCCAUUAGGUCACUUGUGCUCGAGCAUGGGAAACAAAAGAUGACGGCUCGGUUCACAGAAGUCAAGAGACAGAAGGUACUGGAGUCGAUUGAUGAGGAAACGAAGACGAUACGUAUUUCGCUUUUCGAAAAAGUGAGGUUUUGCUCAAGGGGCUUGAAGGAAUCGCAAAGACGUGAGCAAGAGUUUCGCGUUAUGCGACGUGUGCAAGAAUUAUCUGAAAGGAAGAGAAGGUAUACUGCCUUGGCACUGUCAACAGCUGCGGCGUUAAUGCUCUGGUUCAUGGGAGCUCUGGUGUUCUGGUACUCAGAAGAACCACAAGGAUUCUCCUAUUUUGUCUCCCUCUACUACGCAUACGUGUCACUCCUGACGAUUGGUUACGGUGACUAUGUCGUUCAAAGCAAUGCCGGCAAGGCCUUCAUGGUAUUCUGGAGCUUGGUCGCGGUCCCUACCCUUACUAUUCUCAUCUCCAACAUGGGAGACACGGUCAUCAAAGCUUUCAAAGACUUCACGAUUUGGCUUGGCUCCCUCACUGUCUUACCCGAUGAAGAAGGCUUAAGUGCUGCACUCAAGGUUGGAUGGACAAGAAUCAAGAAGGGCAAGUGGGACAAGAAAGCCUACCAAGACGAUUCUGCAAGCGAACACAAGCAUUACACUCAAGACCGACUAACAACAUACGCCGAAGAAGCAGAGUUUGGAGACAAAGAAAGGGAAGCAAGCCAAUACGAUGACAAUCUUGAAUUAGACACCCACUUCUACCACUACGUCCUCGCAAAAGAAAUCCGCACCCUUAUAAAAGAUCUCGAGACAGAGCCAUCCAAGCAAUACGAAUACCACGAAUGGGAAUAUUACCUACACCUAAUCGGCCAGAGCGAAAGCGACGCCUCGAACCACCGGCGGCCCCACGCCCAUACCCACUACGACGACGGCGAAGCCCCCGAUAUCGGGUCUGCAGGCGAUAGCAAGCAGCAGCGCUGGAGCUGGCUUGGCCUCCGUAGUCCGCUCAUGGGCAACGUGUCCGAGCCGCAGUGGCUGCUUCAGAGAUUGACUACGACGCUUGAGAGGGCGAUGCUUAGGAUAAGUCUGGGGGAUAGUAAGGCUAAGAGGGCGAGACCACCUGUUUCGUUGCGAGAAUUAAGAGGUUCGGGUAGGGGGAAGGUUUCGCAGGAGACAAAGGGAAAUAUGAGGGUUGAGGGGCGGGGAGGAGAGAAGGAUUCUGCGCAUUGA
Bipolaris victoriae FI3 is the source of this 2070-nucleotide messenger RNA. RefSeq lists its product as hypothetical. The transcript is spliced from 2 exons. Bases 1 to 2070 code for a protein of 689 amino acids. NCBI's taxonomy places the organism in Eukaryota, Fungi, Ascomycota, Dothideomycetes, Pleosporales, Pleosporaceae. Gene Ontology annotation, molecular function: potassium ion leak channel activity. The record is from RefSeq and is a predicted model, not a curated record. Gene Ontology annotation, cellular component: membrane. Gene Ontology annotation, biological process: potassium ion transmembrane transport; stabilization of membrane potential.